Gasterosteus aculeatus aculeatus (three-spined stickleback) is the source of this 1054-nucleotide messenger RNA. It is a transcript of the gene gja13.1, whose product is annotated as gap junction protein alpha 13.1. Gene Ontology annotation, biological process: cell-cell signaling. The record is from RefSeq and is a predicted model, not a curated record. Gene Ontology annotation, molecular function: gap junction channel activity. Lineage: Eukaryota; Metazoa; Chordata; Actinopteri; Perciformes; Gasterosteidae. Gene Ontology annotation, cellular component: connexin complex.
CAGAUGUGUGUUGCCCAAUCUCCUCACCCAGGAAGGAUACAACGUCCAACUUUAAAGUUAGUGAUACCUACCAGACGGAGACAGUUCUCUCUGACCGGGUCAGCAGAUCAAUAACUGAACUUCACCGAUCAAGAUGGGAGACUGGGGUUUCCUGUCCGGCCUACUGGACAAGGUCCAGUCCCACUCUACGGUCAUCGGCAAGAUCUGGAUGAGCGUGCUCUUCCUCUUCAGAAUCAUGGUCUUGGGUGCGGGCGCGGAGAGCGUCUGGGGCGACGAGCAGUCGGGUUUCGUCUGCAACACCCAGCAGCCUGGUUGUGAGAACGUCUGCUACGAUUGGACCUUCCCCAUCUCGCACAUGCGUUUCUGGGUCCUUCAGAUCAUCUUCGUCUCAACUCCGACGCUGGUGUACCUGGGCCACGCCGUGCACGUCAUCCACCAGGAGAACAAGAUGAGGGAGCAGCUGUUGAGCGCAGCUGGGUCCCGGCUGUGCAAACAGCCCAAGUACACCAACGAAAGGGGAAAGGUGAUGAUCAAGGGGAACCUGCUGGGGAGCUACAUGACCCAACUCGUGUUCAAGAUCUUCAUCGAGGCCGGCUUCAUCGUGGGCCAGUACUACCUUUACGGCUUCGUCAUGGUGCCCAUGUUCCCCUGCUCUCAGACACCCUGUCCCUUCACCGUGGAGUGCUACAUGUCCCGACCCACAGAGAAGACCAUCUUCAUCAUUUUCAUGCUGGUGGUGGCCUGUGUCUCCCUGUUCCUCAACUUCCUCGAGAUGUUCUACCUGAUUUGUACCAGGGUCCGGUGUGGGUCCAGGGCUCGCUCUCGCAAGAUCACUACGGCGGAUAACCCUGCGAGCCUGUCGACUCCCCGAUGGCCGACGGCAGACGACGCGCUCAGGCACAACAAGGUGAACAUUGAGCUGGAGGGCAGCCAGAGCGUCGGUGGGAGCCUGGAUGGAGCCAAAGAGGAGAAACGACUACUGAGUGGUCAUUAAAAAACAACAUCUACAUCUACAUCUAAGAGACUAAAGUAAAGAGUUCACUGUAAAUUAUUU